Penicillium riverlandense is the source of this 1617-nucleotide messenger RNA. RefSeq lists its product as uncharacterized. Gene Ontology annotation, molecular function: carbohydrate:proton symporter activity. The transcript has 2 exons. Gene Ontology annotation, biological process: carbohydrate transport; transmembrane transport. The coding region runs from base 1 to 1617 and encodes 538 amino acids. The record is from RefSeq and is a predicted model, not a curated record. NCBI's taxonomy places the organism in Eukaryota, Fungi, Ascomycota, Eurotiomycetes, Eurotiales, Aspergillaceae. Gene Ontology annotation, cellular component: membrane.
AUGGUCUCCAUUCAGGAUGAAAAGGCCUCUGAGGCAGAGCAUCUCGAGGCGCCAGUCGACGUCUUCCGCGAUGUGCGUGGUACAGCUGCUCUGGAAGUGUGCACGCGGUUGGAGCCCGUCCAGAAACUCAGCAAGCGCAUGAUUCAGCUCUAUGCCAUCUGCAGCCUGGCCUUUCUGGGUUCAACAAUGGGCGGCUACGAUGGCUCCCUGAUGGGCAAUCUAAUUGCCAUGAAGCCCUUUCAAGAUCAAUUUGGUGCAAAGAUUCUGGGAGUGCAGACCGGCAUUAUCAUGAGCAUGUACUCGAUUGGGUCUGUGUGCGGUCUGCCUUUUAUCGGUCCUCUCACCGAUACGUGGGGUCGUCGCGUAGGCAUUGUCAUUGGAUGCGCCUUUAUUAUCAUGGGCACCAUCAUUGAAGGCGUCUCUCAUCACUUGCCCCAAUUCCUUGCCGGCCGGUUUUUCCUCGGGUUUGGUGGCAUUAUCUGCAACGUCGCCUGUCCGUCCUACGUCGUGGAAUUUGCCCACCCAGCCUAUCGUGGCGUUAUUACUGGUUUCUAUAACUGCUGUUAUUACCUUGGUGCAAUCUUGGCCGCCGCCGUCCUGCGUGGCUGUGUUCACUAUACCACCAAUAUGGCCUGGCUCAUUCCCACCUGGUUGCAGAUGCUUUUCCCGUGCAUCUUGCUAAUUGGCUGUGCCAUAUUCCCCGAGUCGCCGCGCUGGCUGUAUGUCCAUGGACAGACUGAGAAGUGCCGUGAAAUACUGGUCAAGUACCACGGCAACAACAACCCGGAAUCCCUCUACGUGAGGAUGGAAAUGCAUGAGUUUGCCGAGGAACUGGAACUUGAUGGUGCAGAUAAGCGCUGGUGGGACUAUCGCUCGCUGUUCAACUCACGCGCCGCCAUUUAUCGUGCCAUCCUAUGCGCUGUCGCUGUCUCUGCUUUUAGUCAGUUGACGGGCCAGUCAGGUGUGUCGUAUUUUCUACCCGCCAUGCUCAACACUUCCGGUAUCACAAACACUGCCACCGUCCUUGAUAUCAACCUGGGCAUUACCCUGGCAUCCGCCGCAGCCGCUUGCCUUGGUGCCAGCCAGAUGGACCGAUUUGGGCGGCGCAAGAUGAUGAUCUCCUGCUGUGCAAUUCUGUGUCUCUUAUGGGCUGGUAUGGUUGGUGGUACAGGCGGAUACCAUAUCUAUAAAAGCAUCCCCGCCGCCGACGCGUCCAUCACCUUCAUCUUUCUGGUAGGCAUUGUUUUCUCUGCCGCCUACACGCCGCUGCAAGCUCUGUACCCUGUCGAGGUUCUGGCAUUUGACCAACGCGCCAAAGGCAUGGCCCUACAAAAUUUUGCUGGGAACGCAUCCGGUCUCAUCAAUCAGUUUGCGCUUCCCAUCGCUCUUGAAGUGAUUAGUUGGAAGACUUACUUUAUCUACAUGGCCGUGUGCUUUUUCCAGGCUAUUUACUAUUAUAUCUUUAUGGUGGAAACAAAAGGGCACACACUCGAGGAGCUGAAUUUGAUCUUCCAGGCCCGAAAUCCUCGUAAGGCCGCUUCCUUACAGAAAGAGGAGGUGGAUGAAGAAAUUGCCAAGGUGCAACAGGCCAAGCAAAUUGCCGCUCAUGAUACGUGA